UUGACAAAGUCUGACGUAGGUUAGGCGACUAUUUUAAAAAUAUUUGUGCCUGUUCAGUAUUACAAAUCGCUAAUCAAAUUAUACGCGUACAACGUGACGAUGCAGAUAUCCAAAAAAAAAGAUAAAGGAUCCAGUUCUUUUAAGUGAUAUCCCAUUUAUAAAUUGAAAUAUCAGAUUUCGUACAAUAAGUGACCAGAUAAAGAGAAUCAUUACAAAUAAGACAUAUAACAAAACAAAAAAUAUCAGAAGUAAUCUCAUAUUAAAACAACAAUAAAAGAGAUAUUACUUAGGAAUUUCUUUUUAAUGAUUUAUUAAGAAUUAAACUUUGAAGGAUUCAAAAUGAAUACAACAAUGACCUAUUGUCCUCCAAAUAUAACGUUUAAUGAGAUUUGGAUGGAACAUGGAAUGUCAAAAUGUUUCAUGGAUACUAUUAGUAGUGCUGUGAUUUCAUUGUACCUAUUCAUUUUUGGUACAAUGCAACUUUGGAUAUAUCGAAAGCAUGGCACAGAACUUGCUGCAACUUUAGUACCUAAAAGUAAAUUAUAUGUUUUACAAAAAAUACUGCUAUACUUUGUUCCAAUACUCAGUAUAGUAAGAAUAAUUCUACAAGCAACAGUUUUGAAUGACAAGAAAAUCUAUGGUUACAUGAUUGUCACAACAAUAUUAACUGUGAUUGUUUAUCCAUUUUCUGUGUACAUAUUAAGGGUAGAAAGACACAAAUUGUUACCAAGUGUACCACCACGUGGUCAUGGUCUUGUAUUGUUGGGCUUUUGGACCUUGGCGUUUGCUGCUGAAAAUUUUGUCUUUGUUAACAUUGGAAAACUUGAAUGGUGGUUUCAUUUAAAUACAUUAACAGACCAAAUCGAGAUGGCACUGUUCGUUUUGCGUUACGUCAGCAAUCUUCUCAUCUUUGCCUUAGGGCUCAAAGCACCAGGAAUAUUUGGGAUACAAGGAAUACUUUCAAGUUCUGAAUAUCAUAGAAUCAAUGAUGGUCCAGCUACACGGUCAAGAUAUUACCAAGGUAGACCUGAGAAUAACAGUUCGGCAUGGGCAAAUUCCUGGUAUAAGAUAAAAACUUUGGCACCAUUUUUGUGGCCUGAAAAAAGUUUUACGCUUCAACUGAGAGUUAUAUUUUGCUUUACGUUACUCAUAGCAGGACGUUUCAUAAACUUGUAUGUUCCAAUUUAUAAUAAAAAGAUUGUCGACAGUGUUGCCGAAACUCCUACAACAUUUAGGUGGGACCUCAUAUUAAUAUAUGUAGCAUUCAAAUUCUUACAAGGUGGAGGUACAGGUGGUAUGGGAGUACUGAACAAUCUAAGAUCGUUUUUAUGGAUUCGUAUACAACAAUAUACAACUCGGGAAAUUGAAGUUGAAUUGUUCAGGCAUUUACAUAGUCUAAGUUUACGCUGGCAUCUUGGACGGAAAACUGGCGAAGUUUUAAGAGUCAUGGAUCGUGGCACAGAUUCUAUAAACAACCUACUUAAUUACAUUCUCUUUUCCAUUGUGCCAACAAUUGUUGACAUUAUCGUGGCUGUUGUAUUCUUUGUUAGUGCUUUUAAUAAGUGGUUUGGAUUAAUUGUAUUCACAACUAUGACUCUUUAUAUAGCUGCUACAAUUCUUGUUACCGAAUGGCGUACCAAGUUCCAAAGGCGUAUGAACUUAGCAGAUAAUGCCCAAAGAGCACGAAGUGUUGACAGUUUACUUAAUUUUGAAACGGUCAAAUAUUACGGAGCAGAGUCAUACGAAGUAGAUAGCUAUAGAAAAUCAAUAAUAGACUUCCAAAUAGAAGAAUGGAAAUCAAUGAUUACAUUGAAUAUUUUAAAUACCUUGCAAAAUAUAAUCGUUUGCGCUGGUUUGUUAGCUGGAUCUUUACUUUGUUUGCACAUGGUUGUGACUCAUCAAGGUUUAACAAUUGGUGAUUAUGUUUUGUUUGCAAGUUACAUCAUUCAACUUUAUGUACCAUUAAAUUGGUUUGGAACAUAUUACCGUGCUAUACAAAAGAAUUUCGUUGAUAUGGAAAACAUGUUUGAUCUUCUCAGAGAAGAACAAGAAGUAAUUGAUGCUCCAGGUGCUGGACCAUUAAUAGUAAAACGUGGUCAAGUUGAAUUCUCGAAUGUAUCGUUUAGUUACGUUCCCGAGAAAGUCAUACUAAAAAAUAUUAGCUUUGUCGUUCCAGCGGGAAAAACUAUUGCUUUGGUUGGACCUUCGGGAGCUGGAAAAUCAACUAUCGUGCGACUGUUAUUUAGAUUUUAUGAUGUAGAAGAAGGAGCGAUAUUGAUCGAUGGACAGAAUGUUAAAACAGUUAAACAAGAUUCUUUAAGGCGGGCAAUAGGUGUUGUACCUCAAGACACUGUACUGUUUAAUAACACCAUAAAAUAUAAUAUUCAAUAUGGUCGUAUCGAAGCUGUAGAUGCAGACGUAAUAGCAGCAGCUAGAAAUGCAGACAUUCAUGACCGAAUUCUUUCAUUUCCAAAUGGUUAUGAAACACAAGUUGGCGAGAGAGGACUUCGAUUAAGUGGAGGAGAAAAACAACGAGUUGCUAUCGCGCGUACAAUAUUGAAGGAACCAGCAAUUGUGCUCUUGGACGAAGCAACAAGUGCACUUGAUACUCAAACAGAGCGUAACAUUCAAGCAGCGUUAGGAAGAGUUUGUGCUAAUCGAACAACUAUUAUCAUAGCACAUAGAUUAUCCACGAUCAUACACGCCGAUGAAAUUCUCGUUUUAAAAGACGGGGAAAUUGUAGAAAGAGGCAAACAUGAAGAACUAAUCUCUUAUAGCGGAAUUUAUCAUUCCAUGUGGCAAGCCCAACUACAGAAUGAUCAAGAGAAUAACAAAUUACCAAAUGGUGAUAUCCAUCAGGAAACUGAUGUAACAUCAUCGUAAAUGCUUUUAGGAGAAAAGAUAACCUCAUUUGUUGAGUGUAAUAGUCAUAAUAAAAAAAAGUAUAAACCUGUUCCUA
This is a messenger RNA of Hylaeus volcanicus, 2959 nucleotides long. RefSeq names its product ATP-binding cassette sub-family B member 6 (gene Hmt-1). NCBI's taxonomy places the organism in Eukaryota, Metazoa, Arthropoda, Insecta, Hymenoptera, Colletidae. Gene Ontology annotation, biological process: transmembrane transport; heme transport. The record is from RefSeq and is a predicted model, not a curated record. The coding region runs from base 340 to 2883 and encodes 847 amino acids. Gene Ontology annotation, molecular function: ATP hydrolysis activity; ABC-type heme transporter activity; heme binding. Gene Ontology annotation, cellular component: membrane. The transcript is spliced from 12 exons.